Molecule: messenger RNA, 1374 nt
Organism: Zingiber officinale
Lineage: Eukaryota; Viridiplantae; Streptophyta; Magnoliopsida; Zingiberales; Zingiberaceae
Product: THUMP domain-containing protein 1 homolog
Exons: 7
Coding region: 71-1111 (346 amino acids)
Biological process (GO): tRNA modification
Molecular function (GO): RNA binding
Source: RefSeq, a predicted model, not a curated record
CGGUUCGAUCCUAGGGUUUAAAUCUCGACAACGCCACUGGUCUUCCAGAGAAGAGAGAGAGAGAGCGGCCAUGGCGGACAGCAACAAGGCUAGCGUCCACGGAAGCAAAGGGAAGAAGAGGAAGUACCUUCCCCAUGGGAAAUCCGUCAGGAAGGGAUUAUAUCCGCUGCGUCCAGGUGUGCAAGGUUUUUUCCUUACUUGCGACGGAGGGAGGGAGCGCCAGGCGGCAAAUGAAGCCCUUAAUCUCCUGGAGACUUUUUAUGAAGAGUUAGUGCAUGGGAAAGAGUCGAAUGCGAAAUCUAGUGCUGUUCCUAGCAAACCACUAAAUACAAAAAUUAAAUUUAGUGAUUCUGAUUCUUCUAGUGAUGAAGAAGAUGAUGCUCAUGCGGAAGAACCAACUGCUUGCCCACAAGACCAGGAAGACCUGCAAACGAGGAAGGACAAAGAAGAUGCCCCCGCUGUCCCCCAUGACGGUGAAGAAUUGGAAAUCCCAGAACUUGCCAAUGAAAGGGAGGAGAUACCAUCUAAGAAGCAACGAGUAGAUGCAGAUGCACGAAAACAAGAGGAUAAACCUAUUGAUGAGUUGAUUGAAGAGGAGCUCAAGGAGCUAGGAGAUAGGAAGAAGAGGCACUUUGUGAGCCUUGACUCUGGUUGUAAUGGUGUCAUCUUUAUUCAAAUGCACAAACGAGCUGGAGAGCCUGGUCCUAGUAAAAUUGUGCAAUACAUGAUGACUAGAAUUGCUUCGACAAGGAAGCAUAUGUCAAGGUUUAUAUUGAGAUUUUUACCAGUUGAGUUGGCAUGUUAUGCAUCAGAAUCGGAGAUUUCAAAAGCAAUCAAACCAUUAGUUGCAGAAUACUUUCCGAGUGAAGCUCCUACUCCACAAAAGUUUGCAGUACUAUACGAUGCUCGAGCUAAUACCAGUGUUGAGAGGAUGACGAUCAUAAAUGCAGUGGCAAAAUCUGUUCCCCAGCCUCAUAAAGUGGACCUCAAAAACCCAGAUAAGUCCAUCAUAGUACAGAUUGCUAAGACGAUUUGCUUGAUUGGAGUGGUUGAAAGAUACAAGGAGCUUUCCAAGUUCAACCUGAGGGAAUUAACGUCGCCAAAGCAGUAAGGGUAGUACGACUUCCAUGAAAACCGAUACAUCCACGAGAACAUGCAUUAUUAUUAUCAAGAAAUAACCUGGUCCGAUAAUUGUGUGAUAGAACAGAGACCUGUCCAUUUAUUCAGUAAGUUAUAAAGAACAUUCAAUGUAUCAUUAAAAUGGAAGUCUCGUUCGUUAAAUCAAUGCGUGUCAUUGUGGGAUCAUUAGAAAUAUUCUUCCGUGUAUUUUUGGACUAAAGAGACAUUUUUCAAUCUCAUUUAUUACUUAGUUUA